AAAGUAAAACCCAUUUUGAUUUAGUAGGGAAGAAUGAAUUAUGAAGUGUGAAUCCCGUGGCUGACUUUGAAGAGACGUGUUCCUGCUGCUCCUAUAGAUUAAUUAACAAAUCAAAACAAUGACAUAUGGAUCAUGAAUGCCUGGACGUCUGGUUCUGGUUGUCGAUCCCAAUUCGCCCGUUUCUCUCUUACUUUCACUCCUUCCAAAUUAAUUUGAUUUGAUACAUCCCAUACCCCUCCUUUGGUCAUAAAUUAACCAGGGUUUCUGAUCUACGGUGUUAAAGGAAAUGGUACAUGAUGAUAAAACGGCAGCCGGAAAGACAUUUAACCACAUUAUUGUGGAGAAGGCAUGCGAAACCUAUUUUCUUUUCCCCGGAGAAACAUCAAUGGGAGAUGGGUUUCGUACAUUUUUUUAUUUCUUAGCACUUGCUUAUUGUUUCAUUGGACUAUCGGCAAUAACUGAAAGGUUUUUCCGGUCCAUGGAACAUGUUGUGCAACAAACUCGAACGGUGGUGGAGAUAGAUCCUCGGAACAAUACACAACGUGUGAGACAUGAAAAAGUGUGGAAUUAUACGAUUGCAGACAUUACUCUGUUGGCUUUUGGUACUAGCUUCCCACAGAUCUCUUUGGCUACCAUCGAUGCAAUACGAAAUAUUGGCAAACUGUAUGCUGGAGGGUUAGGGCCUGGAACGCUUGUUGGGUCUGCUGCAUUCGACCUGUUUCCUAUCCACGCGGUGUGUGUGGUGGUUCCGAAAGCUGGGGAAGUGAAAAAGAUAUCGGAUUUGGGAGUUUGGAUUGUAGAACUGUUUUGGUCGUUCUGGGCAUAUAUUUGGCUCUACAUAAUUCUGGAGGUAUGGAGUCCAAAUGUUAUAACUGUGUGGGAGGCGUUGUUGACUGUGCUGCAAUUUGGGAUGUUGCUUGUACACGCAUAUGCCCAAGACAAACGUUGGCCCUUGGUGUCUCUUCCUCUGGACCGGAGUGAAAGACCAGAGGAAUGGGUUCCAGCAGAAAAAGGUAUUGCAGAUAUAUUUUCCAUCCACCAAGGAAAUGCUGCAGACUCUACUUAUCAACAUCUGCCUUUAAGUGAUCCAUCUGAUAAGCAUUUUGAUAUCUAUCCGGAAUCUGAUGUUGCUUCAAUUUGGAAGCACCAAUUUGUCGAUGCUCUCAUGUUGGAUAGCACGAAACUGAGAGAUACAAAUAACAGGGGGGGCGUGGGUGGGGGUGUGGGUUGGGCAAAGGUUUUCUGGAAUGUUAUUGUUGCUCCAUGGAAACUGGUGUUUGCAUUUGUGCCUCCAUAUCAGAUAGCUCAUGGGUGGAUUGCUUUUAUCUGUUCUCUGAUUUUCAUCAGUGGAAUAGCUUAUAUUGUUACAAGGCUCACGGACCUCAUCAGCUGUGUUACAGGAAUCAACAGUUAUGUGAUAGCAUUCACUGCAUUGGCAGGUGGAACCUCGUGGCCGGAUCUAGUGGCAAGUAAAAUUGCUGCUGAAAGGCAAACAACUGCAGAUUCUGCCAUUGCAAACAUUACUUGCAGCAAUUCAGUGAACAUCUAUGUGGGGAUUGGAGUUCCAUGGCUGAUUGACACAGUUUACAACUUCAUAGCAUAUGGAGAGCCUCUGCGAAUUGAGAAUGCAGAGGGGCUGAGUUUCUCAUUGCUGGUUUUCUUCUCAACUUCUGUUGGCUGUAUCUCAAUUUUGGUAGUCAGACGGAUUGUGUUUGGUGGUGAGCUUGGAGGACCACGGGUUUGGGCUUGGGUCACAUGUGCGUAUUUCAUGUUGCUUUGGCUCAUAUUCGUAGUCUUAUCCUCCCUAAAAGUUUCUGGAAUCAUUUGACUUUAUUCUUUUUCCAUUUCUAUUUGUAUUUAUUAAUUUUGCCCAUUGCUUUGUAUUUUUAAUUUUAUGUAUGUAUUUUUUUCUUCAGAUGCUUUAUAUAAAUUCCCCACAGGCCACACUUGUUUGGAUUGGAUUUAUUAUAUAUUGCACCU
Molecule: messenger RNA, 1980 nt
Organism: Lactuca virosa
Lineage: Eukaryota; Viridiplantae; Streptophyta; Magnoliopsida; Asterales; Asteraceae
Source: the annotation of a GenBank genome assembly